CUACCUUAUUUAAUGCCUGCUAUGUUAUAUGGGGCAGAGUGUUGGGCGGUUAAGAAGACUCAUGUGCGUCGUCUGCAUGCGGCGGAGAUGCGGAUAUUACGAUGGAUGUGCGGGAAGACAAGGUUGGAUAGGAUUUCGAAUGAAGUUAUCCGACGUCAAGUAGGUAUGACACCGGUGGAAGACAAGUUGCGGGAAGCGAGGUUGAGGUGCCUUGGCCAUGUGAGACGGCGGGAUGCUGACGCCACUGUACGGAGAUGCGAGAGGAUUACGGUUAUCGGGGGAAGUGGAGUCGGGGGUCUCUUGGAAACAGCCUCCCUACUUCCGAGUAGGGGCAAGAUGGUGAGAGCACCUUGCUGUGAGAAGAUUGGGCUGAAGAGAGGGCCAUGGAGUCCGGAAGAAGACCAUCUUCUUGUUUCUUACAUUCAGAAAAAUGGCCAUUCCAAUUGGAGAGCUCUUCCAAAGAAAGCUGGACUGUUAAGGUGCGGGAAGAGUUGCAGACUAAGGUGGAUAAAUUACUUAAGUCCGGAAAUAAAAAGAGGGAAUUUCAGCAAGGAAGAAGAAGACACCAUUAUCCAUCUCCAUCAACUCCUUGGUAACAGAUGGUCGGCAAUUGCUGCAAAAUUGCCAGGUCGGACAGACAACGAAAUAAAAAACGUUUGGCAUACACAUUUGAAGAAGAGGCUGCCAAACUACGAGCCGCCGCCACCCAAGUCCACCAAGACCGCCCGCCCACCACCGCCAGAACCCACUUGCGACGACGGAGGCCCCACCGUCUCGUCCUCCUCGCCGGAAUCUUCUGUCACGGCCGAAACCACCGCGCCGGAAACCGCCGGAGAAGCGGAGUUCUCGCACAUUGCCGAGAGCUUUUGGACGGAAGUCCUCUGCUUCCCCGACGAGGCUGGCGGCGAAGUGUCGCUCGAGUCCAGGGGUUCGACGACGGCGGCGGCGGAGGAUGGUAUGGACUUCUGGUACGACCUUUUGUUCAGAGCUGGGGAGUUGUCGGAAUUAUCGGACUUUUGAGGGCUCUGUUUUUGUGGCUUCGCAAAUCUUUUGG
Messenger RNA from Cuscuta campestris, 1054 nucleotides. NCBI's taxonomy places the organism in Eukaryota, Viridiplantae, Streptophyta, Magnoliopsida, Solanales, Convolvulaceae. The record is from the annotation of a GenBank genome assembly.